Molecule: messenger RNA, 11403 nt
Organism: Acinonyx jubatus (cheetah)
Lineage: Eukaryota; Metazoa; Chordata; Mammalia; Carnivora; Felidae
Gene: MOB1A
Product: MOB kinase activator 1A
Exons: 9
Coding region: 230-880 (216 amino acids)
Biological process (GO): positive regulation of protein phosphorylation; hippo signaling
Cellular component (GO): nucleus; cytoplasm
Molecular function (GO): protein kinase activator activity
Source: RefSeq, a predicted model, not a curated record
AGCCGAAGCCUUCGCUCGCGAGAUUUUGCUGGUUCCGCAUUUCGGGUCGGCAAGGUGGGGGUGGCGAGCGUAGCAGCUAGCACCGGCAAGACCCCCGGCUCGGAGCAGCGGCUCUCGGUGUUUCCGCUGGCGGAGAGCUGAGGGCUGUCCGCUUCCUCGUGGUUCCCGCGCGGGUUACGAGUCCAGACCGCGGCGGGGGCCAACGGCCCCUCCCCUCCGAGGAUAGAAGAUGAGCUUCCUCUUCAGCAGCCGCUCUUCCAAAACGUUCAAACCAAAGAAGAAUAUCCCUGAGGGCUCUCAUCAGUAUGAACUCUUAAAACAUGCAGAAGCAACUCUGGGAAGUGGGAAUCUGAGACAAGCUGUUAUGUUACCAGAGGGAGAGGACCUCAAUGAAUGGAUUGCUGUUAACACUGUGGAUUUCUUCAACCAGAUCAACAUGUUAUAUGGGACUAUUACAGAAUUCUGCACUGAAGCAAGCUGUCCAGUCAUGUCUGCAGGUCCAAGAUAUGAAUAUCAUUGGGCAGAUGGUACCAAUAUUAAAAAGCCAAUCAAAUGUUCUGCUCCAAAAUACAUUGACUAUUUGAUGACUUGGGUUCAGGAUCAGCUUGAUGAUGAAACUCUUUUUCCUUCCAAGAUUGGUGUCCCGUUUCCCAAAAACUUUAUGUCUGUGGCGAAGACCAUUCUAAAGCGUCUGUUCCGGGUUUAUGCCCAUAUUUAUCACCAGCACUUUGAUUCUGUGAUGCAGCUGCAAGAGGAGGCCCACCUCAACACCUCCUUUAAGCACUUUAUCUUCUUUGUUCAGGAGUUUAAUCUGAUUGAUAGGCGUGAGUUGGCACCUCUUCAGGAAUUAAUUGAGAAGCUUGGAUCGAAAGACAGAUAAAUGUUUCUUCUAGAACACAGUUACCCUCUUGCUUCAUCUGCUAGAACUCUCUCAUUGCUCUCUGUUAUAGACUAGUGAUACAGACUUUAAAAGAACAGGAUUAAAAAGACACCUGUUGUUUGUAUCUACUGAUAAAAUUGUCCCAAAGGUAGGUUGGCCUAAUCCUUCAAUGAGAAAUUCAAGACACAGCUGAAUCUGAGGCACUGUGUGACCACUCCUGUUAUUGUCAGAGUCAUUCUUGGUUGUAAUAUGUGAUGACUAACAUAAAGUCUAUUAGUUUACUUACGCUUUUACUGAAGAAAAUGUGCUUCGGGUAGCAGCAUAAUGACUAUUGAGAAUUCCCACCAAUAAUUUAUUAACAGGUUUCCAGAGCAAAUUACCUAAUAAUGCAUUCAGAUCUGUUUUAUUCUGCUUUUAUUUACACAUAGAAGAGAUAUUUUUAAGUUUCCUUAAGAUUUAGAACAUUUGUGUGUUACUUUGGAUAACCUUUUAGUUUGAAGUUUGUAUGCUAGUGUUUUUAUAGAUAAGAAUAUAUAUAUAUAUAUGUUUAUUUUUUCAAAAUUCAUGAUUGCAUUUUAAAUCCUCAUAUGACCUGUGUGGUUGGUAUGGGAGUAACCAGAGUUAUUUCUAAAAUGACUUUAUUUUUUAAUCUUUAUUUGGGAUUUUAUUCACAUAAACCUAUCUAAAUUUUUAGGAGUGUGUAUAUCACAAAUAAUUUUCUUAAGGCAUGUAAGGGUAGUCUUUUACAUUUUUAUUUUGAAAUGCUUCAUUCAGAUUAAUUUGAAUAGGUAGCUUUUGGCUGAGAAAAAGACUGCAAAAAGUUAUAACAAAUUUAGGUCUCAGAACCACUAUUUUCAUUCAUGUUGUUUUUCAGAGGCCUUGAAAUUCUGGAUAGGAGAAUGGAAGAAAGUACUCAGAGUACUUGAUUAUUUUCUUUUGAGUGUCCUUUAAAAAAAAAAAAAAGAAUUACUUCUAUAUGUUUUUGUUGUGACUUGAGACUUAAUUAAGAGUAGUGUAGAAAUACUUAAUCUUUAUCCCAAUAAGGAUAAAACUUAAGGAAGACCAUAGUAAAAAGCCUUGAAGGUGUACACAUCUUAUUUUAUAACACAGCUUAGUUUGGUGUGCUGUGUGUAUGUGUGUGUGUGUGUGUGUGUGUGUGUGUGUGUUUAAGGGAAACAAAAUGGAAGGAAUAAGUAAAAAAUCUUACUUCAUUCUGUUCGUAGUCCAAGGAUGGAUUGAGUCCCCAUAGGUUUAAUCCUGUUUUAAUUGUUUUUGUAUCAAAACUUGAAAUUCUUCUAUUGGGAUAAAAAGAAUCUUCCUCUUUAGUGAAAUAAAAGCCGUUAGGUUUCUAGGAUGUAGUAAACUCCAGCUGCCUGUUGAGAAUGUACCGGGCACGGGUAUACUAAAGACUGCCAGACUGGCGCUGCUUUAAGUUUGUCUGCAUUCUGGGUUUCAGAGCCGUGAUUUUUGCAGAGUACUCACCAACUCCCUUGAUGGUUUUGAUAAAACGUUAGAUUUGUUAGGGUUUUUUUUUUUUUUUGCUGUUGUUAUUUAUUUUUAUUGUCCUACUAAAGUAUGAAGAAUUGCUUAGCUACUCCAUUUUUAUAGUAAUUCAACUUCAUAUCCAGAUAUCCAGAAUUUUAAUUUUUGUUUUUUAAUGUUUAUUCAUUAUUGAAAGAUAGAGACAGAGCAUGAGCAGGGGUGGGAGAGACACAGAAUCCAAAGCAGGCUCCAGGCUCCAAGCUGUCAGCACAGAGCCCGACGAGGGGCUCGAACUCACAAACUGUGAGAUCAUGACCUGAGCCAAAGUCAGACGCCCAACGGACUGAGCCACCCAGGUGCCCCCACAUAUCCAGAAUUUUAAAGGAAACAAAAACAUCUUAUCUAUUUUAGGCUGAAACCAUAUAUCGUUUCAGGAGUUUAAAAGUGGGAUAAUUAGUCCCUUAUGAAAAAAAGAGAAAAGCCGUCUGAAACAUUCCACAAUCCAUGUUUAAAGCUUAUCCAAAGGUCCCUGUCAGAAGUUCAGUGUGUUUAUGUUGAUCAUUUAUGAACAAGAAAGCAGGUUUCUAGAUGCUGCCUAGAACGUUACUGCCUCUCAACUUUGGCUUUGAUUAAGUCUUCAAGGAAUGAAAUUAUAUUUCUCAGCUGGGGUUGUACUUUGCAUCAUUUCUAAUAUUUCAUGAUUCUUAAACAAAAGAGUUCUCACUUUUCUCCAUUUAUUUUCAGUGCUAGGAAUCCCCCCCUCUCGUCAUGACUCACUCCCAAAACAAACCAAAGAUGGUCACAUGCUAGACAUAAAUAAAAAAUUUGUUGGUAAUUUAAGACUCAGAACGUCCUUUUUUAAAAAAAAAAACACAACAAAAACCAUUAUCAGGUUCCCAGGCUAAUCAGGCUUAACCAACAAUGCACCUAACCAUUAAGUUAACGCUGUUUUGUUUACAUCUAAAGUCAGGGAAUGGAGGGCAAGAGGACCCGAGAAUGGGGAGAGGAUGAUGCCCUCCUGAUUGGCCUAGAGGGCCAGCCUUUGAGAAGAGUUGGAAGAGAUCAGUCUGUCUCGGACCCUUCUCUCUUGUGAUUUAUCUCCCUGUGCCCAGUGUCUGCCUGUUCCACAGCGUAACCCCUGCCCCCCCAAAUCAGAGGUCACCUCCUGUCAGUGUCUUCUGCUCCUCACCCCUGGGUACAGUCAUGGGGUGGAGAGUGCUUGCUAAAUUAUGCAGGUAGUCCUAUGGCGCUUUAGUUUCUGGGCCUUUAAAAAAACUUUUGGACAAUGAUAUGCAGGUUUUUGUUUCAAUAUUGAAACUUCCUCAUUACUACAGUUUUUGUUUUGAUAGCCAAAUGUAUCCUUUAUGCUCCAGACUGUGAAUAGAGUGAUUUUUAGAGGGCUACCAGCUAACAAAGUAUUUCCUUCAUCUUAAGACUUGUAGAGCCCUAGCUUCUGUAGCUGUGUGCUUGAGAAAUGCAAAUCUGUACUUAUUCACCAUGACUUUGAUAACAAAGCAAAAGCUUUGCUAGUAGUGCAGAGGCAUGAGAAGCAGUCUGCUGGUGCUUUUUAACUUUUGCAAACAUUGUUGAGGUUUUCUGAUUAUACCGUUGACUUUCUCUGAGUGGUGGGGUUAUACUAGAAGUGGAGCUUCUAAACAUAACAUCAUUACCUCAUCAGCAUAAACAAAUCAGCCCUGAAGAGUACAAGUCUUAGAAAUUUGUUUCUGAGCGGCAGCAGCCCGGGUGCUGGUGUUAGCGCCUGGCUACAGGAGGCUGUCUCCUGGCGGCACGACUCUGGCCUGAGAAAUGCUGGCUGAGACCCCAAACACUGAGCACCUUCAAGAGGGACAUUGUUUCUUCCUGGAAUCAGUUCAGUAAGUGGAUUUGGUUUUUACUGUCGUAGAAUCCUGUGAGAGAGGGAAAGUAGUUGUCCCUCAGUCUUCCUUGUGUGUUUGCAUUAGAUUUUGGUAUUUCAGACUAUAAAAGGCUUUUGGGGAUGAUAUUAUAUGUGAUAGCAGUGACUUUAUUGAAGCAACUGCAUUGAAAUUCACUUGGGUUUUCUUUCAUUCUCAGAUUCUAUUCCAAACAAGUGUUCUGUAAAUCCAAAUGGAUUACCAGCAUGCUAUAUAGGUUUUUUAUAGAACGUUCUAUGUUUGGUCUACUUCAAAAAUAGUUUGCAUAAGUUAGUCUUGGUUACCAUCUAAAAUAUUUUUGGAUGUUCUUUACAUGAAAAUUUAUGUUGUAUUUUUAAACCUUUAGGGGCUUUAUCUAUUUUUCUAAGUCAGUUAAUUGUACUUUUAAAGAAAGUAUUUUGUAUCUACUUUUGUAACUUCAUCAGAAUAAAAUAUAUUAAAAGAAAGAAAUGACUGAUUAAAGUAUGUCUUAACACACAUUUCUACUUAAAUGUGAAACUUGAGAUUUUUGCUUCUAUGGAAGAUUGUCUUCUGCUUAUCGUUCAGUAGCUAAAUUGUUGCCUUAACUCUUAGAGGAAAAGGAAGUCCCUAAAUAAAUAUUCUGUAACACCAGGGCCCCACCCCAAGAAACAAACUAAGCCCACGAUUACAGUGGCUGAAACCUAUCCCAGACAAAAAAUUAGUAGUCUCCUUUCUCCUGAACUAGCCCAAGCUUGGGACCUCUUUUGCAUAUUCCUGGUUGUGAGAUUGAGAAAAGGGAAGAGGAGGCAAUGGAGUGCUGAUUUUCUGAACUUGAACUGAGUGCUCAGCAUAUCUGUAAGACACUGCCCACUCCAGACAGUCAGUUUUUGUUAUUGUAGGAGAACUGUUAGAGUUCUUUUUAGAGGUCCGAAUUACAGGUGCCUAAUUUUAAUUCAAAACAGCACUGCUAUAAUUGUUUUGAUUUUUUGAUUAGAGUUAAAAUUUGGAAGUUAAUGUGGCUAAAUAAUAUGGGUUAACACUCCUAUUUUGUAUGAGAUAUGGAGAAGCUAUCAAUCAGUUUUGGAUUUUUUUUUUUUUUUUGAUAGUUACAUUUCAGUAGGAUUAAAAUCGCUCACAAAAAUGGAAGAGUGUCUAAUGGCUAAGUUGGAAAGCUGUUUUAAACUUUAUAAAUGAGUAGUAGAAUAACCCAAAUAAUCUUUGAGAGGGCCAGAGUUGGGCUUCAAAGCUACACAGCCAAGAACAAUGUCUAUAUCAUGCCUUGGGCCUCAUUGCUAAAGGGCUUGGAAUGGACACUAUAGCCUGCACCAUUAUUUCUGACCACUAGAUGUCAGUCUCUGCCUCAGCACGUCCCAAAAGCUAGAUUCAACAGCCCUGACCAAAAUAAAGGAUCUUACCUAAAACCAUCUUCCUUUCGUGUGUCUUCCUAAUAAAAAAUGUACAUGGGCGACAAAAAAAGCCUCAGAUUGGCAGAUCUUCGGUCACAUAUAUCUGUUCUGGCUGCAAGAGAGGCUAGGGAAGUUUCUGGAUUUUACUGGGAGGUUUAGGGCUCAUAGUAAAAUUGAUGCUGGAUGUUCCGAAAGCGUGGACUGGCUCCUGCUCUGAACUUUCUGUUCCUGCUCUGUGAAAAGAUAAGGGAGUUUUCACUAGAAUGUAAGGGUCUGGGUACACUGUUUAGCUCAACUGACAUUUUUUGUAGCGUAUUUGCUACGUGAAGGAAGUACAAUAUUGAUCAGAAUUAUGGCCAAGCUCUUUAUCUCGUGGCUGAUGAGCAUUUUGAGUACCACUUUUUAGGGGAACCUACCUAUUUAGGGGACUCCUUCAGCAGGUUAUCUUAUUUAAUCCUUACAGCCACCCGGGAAGGGAGUUGUAACUGAGAGGUAUGCUAAGAAUUUUUCACUGUUUUUCAUAUGGUGGCACAAAUGCUCUGACUUCAAAUCGCUAGUUCAUAAUGAGACCAGUCUGUUUCUCUGGGGUGCAUCUGUAAAAAUUCUAUUUGCUCAUGAGUGCUAGGAGGCUCUAUAAAACAAAGUGACUGCAAUUUAAAACCAUCUCUAUGAGGUAAAAAAGAUGUAUUCAGAGAGAUCCUCCUGAAGGAGUUUUUUACAGUUAGCUCAGAUGUAACUAGAAGUAUGAAAGCAGGGAGUAACCAUGGACCAAUAUAAGUAAAGAUUAGAGAAUCUCAAGUUCGGGGCAAAAAAGCAAGACAGAAAGGAUACACCCAUUUCCUGUGACUAAAGCUGUUAAACUUUAUAGUAAGAGUAAAACUGGCCUUUUAUUUGCUUCUAUCAUAAAAAGUUAUACUUGAAAUGUUAAAUUGGAACUAAUUUGGAAGCCCAAGAUUUGUGAGGUUCUGCAAAUCCUUUCCUGAAAUGGUUCAAGUUCACACUGUGGAGCUAGAAUGGCUAAGCCACUGUCAGCUCUGUUCAGUAAUCAGCACGUGGACUUUUUGUCCCAUGCCAUGCUGGGUGACAGGUUGACAGGACUAAAGCAAGAUCCUGUCAUGGAGCUCAGGGAUCAUUUGGAAAAACAGACACCUACAUAAAUUGAUAGUUCUCAAGGGCCACAUGUGCAAUAAAAGUUAUGCACAAGUUGUGAGCCCUUAAGUGUACUGUGUGGCAAUCAGAGGUGGCUCCCUGGAGAAGACAAGGCUUGAACUGGCUUCCAAGAUGGGUAACGGCAUAACCAAGCUUACAUGUAGCAUGGCUUGUACGGAAAGGUACGAGCGGCCCAGUAUUACUGCAGGGUGGAUUUCAGGUAGUGGUUAAGUCAUCCAAAAGACCUUGGGUUUUUGCCAGUAGGCGAUAGAGAGUCUGAAGGAUUUGAGAUAAGCAAAUAAUGGACAGGUUUGCACUUCAGAGGACCCUGACAGCAGGGUGGAAAUGCCAAGGGGAGGAUACUGGGGCAGUGACAGUCCAAAAUAUAAUGUGAGCAAUUGUGAAAUUAUGAGGAAGAGGAAGGUUGGAGAUAAGCAAAAGUACUGACUUUCAAUAAAGGAAAGAGGAAUUCAGAUAGAAAUCAGUGAGUUGAACGUGGUCUCUUACAAGUGACAAAGCCAACUAAAAUUACUUCAGCGCUCCUUUCUGGCACUGCUUGACUCCCUCUGACUCUACUGUCUCUACUUCAUUUCCAAAGUGGGCACUGCCCACGUGAUUACAAAGAUGACAGCCAGCUGUUUAACAGUUUAGCAACUCAGUGGUAAAUGACCAUUUCUUAGUUCCAGACAAGUCUGUACACCAACUCUCACUGGUCUGGCUCAGGUCAUGUGACCAACCCAAACAAAUCUGUCUGAUUGGCCAAAUCUGGGUCAUAUGGCUACUCCCAGAGCUGGGGAUAGUUCGGCCUCCUUUGAACUGCAAGGUUUGAGGAGCAAAGGCUUGUUCACUACCACACCGCUGGGAAAAAUAGUUUCGGUAGUUUUUAUUACACUAGCAAAUUAUCCCUAAUCCCACCCACCAUGAUUUUUAAGGAAUCAAGCAAAAAAAUGUGAGAAAGGUUAUUACAGUAAUCCAAAGGAGAAAUUAUGAGACACAAAGCAUGGAAGACACUCAAUACUGAAGUACCUAUCUAGGUGAUCAUUUGAAAGAGCAACUGUAGGUCCGUCCAACUCAUCCAAGUGCCAAGCUGAACAUGAUUGAUUGCAUAGACCAGAAGGCAAUAGCAAAAAGAACUAGUAAAGCCUGCAGGGUAUACCAGACCACAUGUUGCAAACAAUUACUGCUAGAGAGAGAAAGCUCUUGGUUGAAUUUUGACCUUGACAUCAGUCUGAAUUACUCCAGAGGUGGGGCAGGUUUGCUGGGUAACUUUACCCAUCCUCACUGGAGACAGCUUCCACUACAUUCUCAGGAGCCCGCGGUCUGUGGUUCCAGCCUACUUCUCUGCAGGGCCGUGUCCUGCAGGCACCUUGAAGUCAGGCAAAUUGAAAACUGUGUUUGUCGGCACUCUUCACCCCAAACCUAGCCCUUCUCCACCCACUGCACUCUCCACGCCAGACGCCUCCCUCAUCCCCGCUGCCUAAUCCAGUCACUCCAUUCCCUUCCCUUCCCAAGUGACCUUCAUCUCUGCUGCCCCAGCUCCCGUUGAGACCUCAAAUCUCACCUGGAUCAUCGCGGUAGCCUCAGAAUUUCUGUCCUCGCCUCCAAAGUCCGCCCCCUACAGCCCCUCCUCUUCGCGGACCCAGAGCGAUCUUUCUAAAACGCAAAUCUAAAAACGACUCCCCUGCUUAAAGCCCCUCCACGGCCCCCUGUUCUGGAGGGAGAAACCCACACUCCCCAGUUUGGAAGCCAGGUUGCGGUGGGGACACAGGGAGGUGUCCCACCUAGGGCGCGAGGGGCAUAGGCGUAAGGGCAGCUCAGAACCGAGGGUCGAGAACACCGGGCGUCUCCAGGCUGGGCAAGAAGGGCCCGCCGGUGGUGGAACGGGCCCGGGAGGCUGGAGCAGCACGGGGCGGACCCGGCCGGGGAGGGGCGCGAGCGCGCCGAACGGCUGGUUCCGGGGAGGUGUCCCCGGGACGCGCACGGGGCCGGACUGGGGCGGCUCGCGGCCUCCGGGCGGCAGGGGGCGGCGUCGCCCGCGGCGGCGACUCCCGGUCCGGGGCUCCGCGCCUUUCAAGGGACGCGGCGACCUCCGGCGGCGGGCCGCGUCGGCCGGGCAUGGCGGCGUGGAGCCCGGCCGCGACAGCGUCUCUGCUCCGCGGGAUCCGCGGGUGGAUCCGGGCGGCCGGCUUUCGGAGAAAUGUCAGACCCUGGCGCACGCUGGCGGAGCUUGAAAGCCGGUGGAGGUUGGGGGAGAGGGGAACAGACACAUAAACAAUGCUUCCUCUUCUCCACUGCGCCCAGCGGAUGUUUGCCUCGCAGACUGAGGGGGAGCUCAAAGUAACCCAAAUUCUCAAAGAAAAGUUUCCUCGAGCUACAGCUAUCAAGGUGACCGACAUUUCAGGCAAGAUUUUCUCUCAUCUUUCCCACAGGGUUUGGUAGGAUUUUGCCCUCUGGAGGGGUAGAGGGCAGGGGGCUUGGCAGAGUGAACUUGUCAUCAGUGGCUUUUCAAUAUGUGUGGCUGUUGGAGAGAUGGAAUUCUGGGUCUCCCAGCUGAAGGGGUGGAGGUGGGGCUGUGGAAGCGUCAGAGGGAAACUGUGAGGGGAUAAGGCCCAGCUGGGAGAACUCCUGGUUGCCAGCCUGGCCUGGCUCAGAUGUGGUCCCUCUCCGUCACCCUGGGACUCUGGUCCACAGUCUUUUUUUUUUUUUUUUAAAGUUUAUUUUUAUUUAUUUUGAGAGAGAUAGAGAGCAAGCAGGGGAGGGACAGAGAAAGAGAGAGGCAGAAUCCCAAGCAGGCUUGGCACCAUCAGGGCAGAGCCCAAUGCAGGGCUUGAACUCAUGAACAGUGAGAUCAUGACCUGAGCCGAAAUCGAGAGUCAGAUGCCCAACCGACUGAGCCACCCAGGCACCCCUCAGGUCCACAGUCUUUAAUUUGAUUUUGAGAAGGACAUGACUUUAAUUUCUCUGCAUUCUUCUGACACCCUAGCAUGUCAGGUCUGGAGAGGACCCCAGAAGGAUUUUAUCCUUUUGACAAUAACUUCCUCACUUUCCCCACGAGGAGCCGAGCCCGGAAAGGCCAAAGACCCCGCCCAGCCCCUCGCAGGGAGGAGGUGGCAGAGCUGGAACCAGCACCAGGACACGGGUAGACUCUGUCCUGAGCCCAGUUACCAGCCCCAGCCAGGCCCUUUCUCAGAUGCCACUGGCACCUGAGAAGUUCAGGCUGGCUGCGCGUUAGGAGGAGGCUGGGGAGGCGACUUGCGCACAAAAGGAAGAUGGGGCCUUUCUCCAGACACUUGUGGAGCAGCCUAGUGGAGGUAGUAAGGUGGGCGUGGACCUGCGUCUCUCCACACCCAGACAUGUCUUUGCCGCCCAGCAUUGCUGUGAGGCCGCUGGCCUCUCUGAGAACGUAACAUCUGCAAGGACUGGGCGAAAGUUUAGAAAAUAGUUUUUAUUCAGAAGUGUAGAAAAAUCAAUCAAUCCAAAGAUCCGUUGGUGAGCUCUCUGCAGUGUCCCAGGGCAUCGCCGAGGCCUUGACGUCACCGGUCCUAUACCUGCCCCAGGCCCAGGUCAGGCAGAGCUGGAACCUGACCUUCAGUCUGGCUCUGCCUAGCCCUGAACAGAGUGGGGAAGGCUGGGAAGCUAGGUUAACCAAAGCUUGGACUCCUAGUACACAUAAAGCCCAUUGAGUAAAUUGCACUUCUCAUAAAACAGCCGGGUGUUAACAGCACGGGACGUUUUCCUUCCUGCCCAUGUUGUUUCCUGCUUGGGCAGCAUGUUGCCAUUAGUCCCGGUCUCUCUCAUGCUUCCACUCCUUUCUUUUCUUUUGGUUAGUAUUACACAGUUUUCAAGCCAAACUUUAGUGUAUUUUUUGCAUUUUUAAAAAUAUUUUUUUGGCUGGUGCUUAGGAAGGUUGAACACUGAACUUCGGUCUCUCCCAUCCUCUUCCCUGGGGAUUAUUGGCCUAUUAAAAAGAAAUGCAAGGCAAACCUACAUUUCCUAGGUUUUCCAUGCUUUGUGCCUUAUCUUUCGCACCCCACAAGUAAUCAUCCUGGGCAGUGCAACUGCCUUGAAAAAGGAACAGCACAUUUUGGAUCGAGGCAGCCUGCGGGGAGGGUGUGGUCAGGUUAGAAGCCAUGAUGUUUUCCUAACAGUCUUAGCAACUUUCUGCUGAACAAUAACAUUUCAGACCUUCUUUGGAUUGUACGGUACUCUAAGGACAUAUGGGACUGUGGCUACCGUAAGUUAAUAAUUGAAACACUUUUGAGUCAUGUUUAUUUCAGGAGGCUGUGGGGCUAUGUAUGAAAUCCAGAUCGAGUCAGAAGAAUUUAAGGAGAAGAGAACUGUCCAGCAGCACCAGAUGGUAAAUCAGGCACUAAAAGAAGAAAUCAAAGGGAUGCAUGGAUUGCGGAUAUUUACCUCCGUUCCCAAACACUGACCACAUCCUGACUGUGUAGAUGCUGCUGCUUAAAACCUUGGAUGAACUUGGCUGACACCAUUCUUUCCUAGGCAUUUGCCAAAAAAAUUAUCUAUUUUGUUCAUAGACAUUUGCAUAUUAUAAUUAUAGAAGAAUAUGUUCUCUAUUUAGAGAUUAAUUAAAGGCAACAGACAACUGAAA